Messenger RNA from Tinamus guttatus (white-throated tinamou), 476 nucleotides. The record is from RefSeq and is a predicted model, not a curated record. NCBI's taxonomy places the organism in Eukaryota, Metazoa, Chordata, Aves, Tinamiformes, Tinamidae.
AAAUCGGAUCCUUAUCAUUGAUGAAGCAACAGCAAACGUGGACCCAAGAACAGAUGAGUUCAUUCAGAAGACGAUCCGAGAGAAGUUUGCUCAGUGCACGGUGCUGACCAUCGCGCACCGCCUCAACACCAUUAUCGACAGCGACAAGAUUAUGGUUUUAGAUGCAGGAAGACUAAAAGAAUAUGGUGAACCUUACAUUUUGCUACAGGAAAAAGAUGGCUUGUUUUACAAAAUGGUGCAACAAGUGGGCAAGACUGAAGCAGCUGCUCUCAUAGAAACAGCAAAACGGGUUUACUUCAGUAAGAAUUAUCCGGAAGUUGUUCAGAAUGGCCAGCUUGCCACGGACUGCUCCUUGGAUCCUUCCUCGGGAGCCUGGAUCACCGAAACUGCACUGUGAUUCCUGACAACCCGCAGCUGUUUCCCAGAGAACGUAAACCUGAGAUUAUUCAGACUCACUGACUGACAGUGUUUGAAAG